UCCCACCCCCUUGUCUAAUUGUUGUUGAGUGUUGUUGUGCCUCAAAAUGUCGGCCGCACGCGCCGGCAUGAAGAGGCACAACAGUGUCCGUUUUCUGUUCAAGGUGGUGGAUGGCGUCAAACUGGAGAUGUCCAGAUUGGACUUCUCCAGGAACCUGCUCCAGAAGAAACUGAAAUUCACAGCAGCAGACUUGAACUGCAUCUUGGCCUUGCCUUCUGCGCAGGGCUUUGAUGUUAGUUUCAUAACUGCUUCGUUGCUGAAAGAGUUUUGGUCAAGGUAUGAGGAUUGCAGAGAGUAUAUUUCCCUAGCCUUUGAAAUGGAAAAACUGACGGACAACACCUUGAAAGUGGUGAUUGUCCGGAUGUUUAAUGAGACGGUUAACCCGGAGGAUGUUUCUUUGUGGUUGAGUAGGUACUGCAAAGUAACCGGGCCACCGGCGAAAGUGAUGGAUCAGGAUGGCAUCUGGAAUGGGGCGUGGAGAGUACCCAUUCAGCAGCUCCCUGAUCCAACAGGGUACGAAGGACUGAGGCAGUUACCCUCCCUCAUUGUGUUGGGGGAGAACAGGGGCUUCGUACACUACCAGGGACAGCCUAAAUUGUGCAGGAAGUGUGGGAAGCACGGGCACCUCGCGGAGGCAUGCCAUGAGGUGGUUUGUGGAAAGUGCAGGGAGAUUGGGCAUGUCUUCGCGGAGUGCCCGAAUGGGAGAGCCUGCAACUUGUGUGGCGGGCUCUCCCACCUGUUCAGAGACUGUCCUCAGUCCUUUGCAAACAGGCUCAAGGCGGACAGGGCGCCUGUGGAGCCUGUGGUAGAGGCGGAAAAGGAAGACCGGGGGACGGAGGGGGUAGCCCCGGUCUUAGUCCCUGUUUUUAACCCUGUUUUGACCCCUGUUUUAAGGCCCCCGACCCCUGUUUUAAGGCCCCUGAUCCAGGAGGUGGAGGAGGAGGUGAAGGAGGCGGGAGCGGGAGCGGGAGCGGGAGCGGGAGCGGGAGCGGGAGCGGAAGAGGAGGGAAAAAGCGGUGGAGAGGAUAGAACACCGGGGGAGCCGAGUCCCGCCACCUCCUCCACCUCCACCUCCUCUCCCAGCACCAGCACCAGCACCAGCAGUAGCGAAGGGGAUUUUAUCCAGUGUGGUCAAAAUCUUAUGGGGAAACGGCCCAGAGAUCUGUCCUCUGACAUCGAUCCUGCCGAGACGGGGAGGCCUGAAGUGAGCUCUAGGGAGUCAGAUUCCUCCACUAGGGUAUUUCCUUCAAACUCUCCUAACCAGAUUGCCUUUUUAGACGUGAAUCUCGCCUCUACCCCCAAGGAGAGUAAAGGCCUCCCCAAAGGAAAGAAAAAAAAAGAAAUGAAGAGCGAAGAGGUGAGUAUCCCCAUUUUAUCAUGA
This is a messenger RNA of Hypomesus transpacificus, 1381 nucleotides long. RefSeq lists its product as uncharacterized. Gene Ontology annotation, molecular function: RNA binding; zinc ion binding; double-stranded DNA binding. The transcript is spliced from 2 exons. NCBI's taxonomy places the organism in Eukaryota, Metazoa, Chordata, Actinopteri, Osmeriformes, Osmeridae. The coding region runs from base 47 to 1381 and encodes 444 amino acids. Gene Ontology annotation, biological process: activation of innate immune response. The record is from RefSeq and is a predicted model, not a curated record.